Molecule: messenger RNA, 1535 nt
Organism: Schizophyllum commune H4-8
Lineage: Eukaryota; Fungi; Basidiomycota; Agaricomycetes; Agaricales; Schizophyllaceae
Product: FAD/NAD(P)-binding domain-containing protein
Exons: 9
Coding region: 50-1405 (451 amino acids)
Molecular function (GO): FAD binding; monooxygenase activity
Source: RefSeq, a predicted model, not a curated record
CCCUCAAGGACCUUCUACUUCUGUUCCUCUCUACUCCCACCACUUCACCAUGGCUGAGAACGCUCCCCGCAAGCUUACCGUCGCCGUCAUAGGUGCCGGCAUCGGUGGUCUCGCGGUCGUGCGCGCCAUUGAGCGCUUUUGCGACAUGUCCAUGCUCGACGUGCACCUCUACGAGGCGGCGUCGCAGAUCUCGGAAAUCGGCGCGGGCCUCAAUAUCUGGCAGAGGGUGUACGACAUCCUCACGGACCUAGGCUUGGAGGACGAUAUGAAAAAAUACCUUGAUAACGCCGAGACGACUUCCUUCACCUUUCGUAAGAGCGACCAGCCCGAAGGGAUCACGUUCAAGGAGGUGUACCCAGAGAAUGACGGGAAAAUGUUCCUGCUGCACCGCGCCGAGAUCCAAGGCAUGCUCAUGGGGCACAUCUCCGCGGACGUCAAGAUCCACCUUUCCCACCGUCUCGAGAGCUACGAGCACACCAAUGAUGCCACAGAGAAGAUCGUACUGCGCUUCCGAGGCGGCCAAGAGACCCGUUGCGACCUCCUCAUCGCCGCGGAUGGCGUUCACUCGGUCGUCCGCCACCAAUUCGUCGCUCGUCUGGCCGACAAACUCAACCAGCCGGAGCUGAAGCAGGCUCUGGACCCUGUCUACAGCGGCAGCAAGUUAUAUCGCGGUCUAGUUCCGCAGGAGCAGCUAGCGGCGGCGUGGCCGGACCAUCCGGCUUUAACGAAGCCUUACAUCUACUGCGGCAAAGACAAGUACGUUGUGACGUACCCCAUCGUCAAUGGUCGCUUCAUCAACGUCGUCCUCUUCUACACCGACAUGACCGACGUCGACACCACUUACACCGACCCCGAAAUCGGAGAAGCCACCGCGGACGAAAUCGUCAAGAUGUACGAAGGCUGGGAGCCGCAGGUGGAGGCGCUGCUGAAGUGCAUGCCCAACCCGUCGCGUCAUUGGGUACUGCUGACGCAGAAGCCUCUCGAGACGUGGGCUGACGAGGGGGUGAUGUUGAUGGGAGACGCGGCACAUGCGAUGACUCCGAACCUCGGCACCGGCGCAAGUCAAGCCAUAGAGGACGGCUACAUCCUCGCUCAAAUCCUCGCCCGCGCGCAGAAGAAGGGCCCUUUCGAGAUUCUUUCGCAAGACACCAUGGCGCUCUACAACCGCCUGCGCCCGCCCAUCGCCAACUUUGUGCAGGCGCGCGCGAAGCUGCAGUCUCGGCUCGUCCAGUUCAACGAAGAGGGCGUGGAUCUUUCGCUUGUCGAGGCCAGUUCGCCGAUGCACACCGACACUGACCGCCUGACGAGGCUCGGAAACGGGCUUUGGGAUGGUCUGCACUGGUAUAGGCAUAGAAUCGUGCGUGAGACGGAUGCGGUGGUGGUGAAAGCUCUGGCGGCGCACUGAUUAUGCAGUUUCUCUGACACUGGACUUACAAUAUUCAGUCGCAUAGCCUCGAGUACUCAUGGUUAAUGUCGACAUGCCUGCCCGCAGCCUGAGUUAAGUGGUGUAAUGGCAACACGAGCGCUUUACAAGA